Messenger RNA from Arachis stenosperma, 6330 nucleotides. RefSeq lists its product as uncharacterized. Lineage: Eukaryota; Viridiplantae; Streptophyta; Magnoliopsida; Fabales; Fabaceae. The transcript has 8 exons. Gene Ontology annotation, cellular component: CCR4-NOT core complex; P-body. Gene Ontology annotation, molecular function: molecular adaptor activity. The record is from RefSeq and is a predicted model, not a curated record. Gene Ontology annotation, biological process: nuclear-transcribed mRNA catabolic process, deadenylation-dependent decay. The coding region runs from base 342 to 686 and encodes 114 amino acids.
AUAGUUAAAUCCUUGUGGCGAUUCUGAUGAGAUUUUUCUGGAAUGUGUACUAUACUUAUGCUUCCUUGGAUGCAUAAUUACUUUAUCUUUGCUUGAUUAUAAAUCCUUUCUCUUUUUGGGGUGGGGAUACUUGCCUCAGGCACAUGGAUCUCCUCAAUGGCUGCAUCCUACUUAUAACCUUGAAACACAUCUGUCUCAACUUAUUGGUGACUAUCAUGCACGCAAAAGAAAAGGACUAGACAACCUUUGGAUCUUAAAACCUUUGCCAGAAGUAUAUUGAAGAACCUGCUUUGUUCCAGGGGAAAAAGUUUGAUCUCUGUUACAUCGUAUUGGUCCGAAGCAUGAAUCCUUUGGAGAUAUUCCUGUCAGAUUGUUUCUGGCUGCCAGCAAUGUCAUUUAUUGCAAUUGAUAUUUAUGCCAAGCUUGUCUUCUCAAUAUUGAAGGGAUCAAACAAGUCCUUUCUUCUUUCUAAGAUUCUUGCAGUGACUAUUUGGUUAAUUCUAAAAGAUGCAGAAGAGAAGAAGGCCUCUUUUAAUCCAAGACCGUAUUUCAGAUUGUUCAUUAAUUUGCUUCUAGAUCUUGGUUCACUUGAACCUGUUACUGAUGGUGCAAAUCUCCAGAUUUUGAUUGCUUUUGCCAAUACUUUUCAUGCUUUGCAGCCCCUCAAGGUUCCUGCUUUCAGUUAAAUGGUCAAAUAUACAUACUCGAGUAAGAAACAUGAUUCUAUCUGUAUUCGAGUCAGCUGCUGUUGUACAUCCAGAGAUGCAUAGUUCAAAAUCAAGGGCCAUUUAUGGCGUAGAUGUCAUAUUGGACAGAUAUUUCCAAGCAAAUAUACUUGAGAAAUUAAGCUAGAGAGAGCUUGAGAUAGAAGUAGCAGCGUGGGACUGAAAAUUUGCUUAGCUUGUUGACCAAACCACAUUAGCCUCCAUCAGGUUCUUCAUUAUUUUCUUGGCUUGGAGUCAUAAUUAGGAGUAUAAUAUAUGUGCAUUUAUUUACUUUUUCUUUGUCAUGUGAAUAUAUAGAGGUGAAAAUUUGAGUAUAAUUAAUUUUAUAUAAAGUUAAUAGCUAAAAAUCAUUAAAUAAUUUAAUAAAUUUAAUAAAAUUAUUAUUUAACAGUUUUUAACUAUUGAUUUCAUAUAAAGUUAAUUAUAUCUAAGUUAUAUAAGUUUAUAUAGGAUAAUAUGAAGUUAAUUAUGACUAUGUAUUAUGUAUUAUUAUAUUAGAUUUUGCGUGUUGUGGUUUAAGCAGUCCAGUUGGAGCCGCUGGCCUUCUAAGUUGUGACAGUCAGCUAUGUGGUUUGCACUUCUAUUUGUUAGAAAAAGUCUUCCUUACUUCUAUUUCCUUCCCUCUCAUCUCUAACUAUAUGCAUAUAUGCUUAUUUUCAAACACCAACCACUAUUCUUAUUUCAACAAGCAUUGAAAAAAAUCUUUUAUAUUACUAGAAGAGGUAACUCCGCCUAUAUUAUACUUGCACUAUAUAGCCGGUCCCAAACCCGGAUAAAGGAGGGUUGUGUUAGGUUUUCGGCAACCAACAUAAAAAUAUAACUGAACUCCCAUGACAUGAAUCAAAGAUAUUAUUGCGCUAAAACUAGGUCAUUGCCCGGAAGUAUCGCGCCGUAUGGCUCGAGUACGGUGUCAAAGUAAGAGCCGCCGCAUCGGUGUUCGGAUGUAGUGUUAAAUGAGCAAGGGUUCUCGCAUUUUCGUGAAUGGACGAGGGUAAAUAAGCUAGUUCACAAAGUAAAAGGUAAAGGUCGAAGCAAUAGAAGGUUGAGAUUUGGGACAUGGAACAUAGGCACUCUAACAGGAAAAUCUAUGGAGGUGGUGGACACCAUGACAAGGAGGAAGAUUAACAUUAUGUGCCUACAAGAAACGAAAUGGGUUGGUGCAAAGGCUAGGGAGUUGGAUACUUCUGUUUUUAAACUUUGGUAUACAGGAAAGGUGAAGAAUAAGAAUGUAGUUGGAAUAAUUGUGGAUAAGCAGUGGAAGAAAGACGUAGUGGAUGUCAAGAGGGUGGGAGAUCGGAUCAUCUCUAUCAAAUUUGUGGUGGAGGGAGGUGCUUUCCAUGUGAUUAGCGCCUAUGCAUCGCAAGUGGGUUCGGACGAACAACACAAGAUAAGGUUUUGGGAGGAUCUAGAGAGUUUGGUUCAAGGCAUACCUUUAGGAGAUAAGAUUUUUAUAGGAGGAGAUUUAAAUGGCCAUGUUGGGAGAGAAGUGACUGGAUAUGGGAGUAUUCACGGAGGCCAUGGUUUCGGGGUGAUCAAUGCCGAGGGUAAAACUAUUUUGGACUUUUCCUCAACCUUUGAUCUUCUCAACUCAAAUACAUGUUUUAAAAAGAGAGACGAACAUCUUAUAACCUAUAAGAGUGGCAUGACAAGCUCUCAAAUCGACUUCUUCUUGUUAAGGAGAGUCGACCGGAAAUUUUGCAUUAACUGUAAAAUUAUUCCAGAAGAGAGCUUGACAACACAACAUAGGGUGCUCGUCAUGGAUUUUUGCGUUGAGCAAAAUUUGAGGAAAAGACAUCAUACGAAGAAUUCAAGGACGAGGUGGUGGCAGAUGAAAGGUGAGGAAUAAAGAAGCUUCCUAAGACGGGAAGGAGAAGAGGCAAAGUGGGAUGGGAAUGGAAAUACGGAAGAGAUGUAGAGGGAGAUGGCAGAAGUUAUUAGAAGAACAGCAAAAGAAAAUUUUGGUGAAUCUAAAGGAAUAGGAUCAAGAGACAAGGAGUUCUGGUGGUGGAAUGCGAGUAUACAAGAAAAGAUAAAGAUAAAAAGGAAAUGCUUUAAAGAGUGGUCUUUAUGCCGCAACGCAGAUAACUGGGAAAAAUAUGAGGCGGCUAAGAAAGAGACAAAAGUGGUUGUAAGUGAAGCAAGAACAAGAGUAUAUAAGGGUCUCUACCAGUCUUUGGGCAUGAAAGAAGGAGAAAAAGGUAUAUAUAGAAUCACAAAGAGUCGGAAAAGAAGAACGAGAGAUUUGGAUCAGGUUAAGUGCAUAAAGGAUAAGGAUGGAGAGGUGUUGGCUCAAGAGGAGAAGAUUAAUGAAAGGUGAAAGAGCUACUUCUACGAGUUAUUUAAUGAGGGGCAGAAGACUCUUCCGAGCCAUGGUCGAUUAUGCACAAGGGAAGAAGAUCAAAACUUUGACUACUAUCGAAGGAUUCGAGACUUUGAGGUAAAAGAGGCUCUAAAGCAGAUGAAAAAUGGCAAGGCAGUAGGACCUGAUAAUAUCCCGAUUGAGGUUUGGAAGGGUCUUGGAGAAAAAGGCAUCAACUGGUUAACCAAGCUUUUUAAUGGGAUUUUAAGGUCAAAGAAGAUGCCUGAUGAGUGGAGAAAGAGCACCUUGGUACCUAUCUACAAGAAUAAGGGGGAUAUACAAAGUUGCGAAAAUUAUAGAGGGAUUAAGCUUAUAAGUCAUACUAUGAAGUCAUGGGAAAGGGUGAUAGAACGGAGGUUGAGAAAAGAGACACAAGUAACAGAGAACCAAUUUGGAUUUAUGUCAGACAGAUCUACCACUGAAGCGAUAUACCUAUUAAGAAAGAUGAUGGAGAAGUAUCGUAGUAAUAAAAGAGAUCUAUAUAUGGUGUUUAUUCAUUUGGAAAAAGCGUAUGAUAGGGUACCAAGGGAGGUCUUAUGGAAAGUUUUAGAAAAGAGGAGAGUAAGGAUCGCAUAUAUUCGGGCAAUUAAAGACAUGUAUGUUGGGGCCACAACUAGUGUAAUAACUUAAGGUGAUGUGACAAAGGAAUUUUCUAUUGGUAUAGGAUUACACCAGGGAUCAUCCUUAAGUCCAUACCUUUUCACAUUAGUCUUGAAAGUACUCACAGAGCACAUCCAAGAGCCUGUGCCAUGGUGCAUGCUUUUUGUCGAUGAUAUCAUUCUUAUGGAAGAGUCAAGGGAAGACCUAAAUAAGAAGUUGGAGUUAUGGAAAGAAGCUUUAGAAGUGUAUGGUCUGCGCAUAAGCCGUAGCAAGACAGAAUACAUGGAAUGUAAGUUCAAUCUGAGAAGGGAAAAUCCCAAUAUAGAGGUGAAGAUUGGAGAAAACAUCUUACAAAAAGUUAAAAGUUUUAAGUAUCUUGGGUGCAUCAUACAGUAUAAUGGAGAGAUUGAACAGGAUGUAAAUCAUAGGAUCCAAGCAAGUUGGUCAAAAUAGCGGAGUGCAUCUGGUUUUAUAUGCGACAAAAAAGUGCCUCUAAAACAUAAAGGUAAAUUCUAUCGCACCGCUUUAAGACCGGCUAUGCUAUAUGGUACGGAGUGUUGGGCGGCUAAAGGGGAGCACGAACAUAAGCUGAGUGUGGCAGAGAUGAAGAUGUUGAGAUGGAUGAGUGGUCAUACGCAAUUAGAUAAAAUAAGGAAUGAAGAUAUAAAGGAGAGAGUUGGAGUAGCACCCAUUGUGGAAAAGAGAGUUGAAUUGCGUCUCAGGUGGUUUGGACAUGUGAGAAGAAGACCGAUAGAAUAUCCAGUUAGGAGGGUGGAUGAGAUAGAAGAUAGACAAAGGGCGAAAGGCAGAGGAAGACCUAAAAAGACCAUCCAUGAGGUGGUGAAGCGAGAUCUACAUGUAAACGGUCUCUCUGUAGAUAUGAUACAUGACAAAGCACAAUGGUGUCGUUUGAUUCAUGUAGUCGACCCCACUUAGUAGGACAAGGCUUUGUUGUUGUUGUUGUAUUACUAGAAGAGGUCAAUUGUUUUUAUCAUUAUUUUAGAAGACAAAUUUAUCUUCUAUUUUUUAAUUUAAAAGAAAACAAAAAUAUAUUACAUGAAUAUUUUUAAUUCCCCCCCCCCCCUUGCAGUGUGCCUUCAUAUGGUGUCCAACGUAACAGUAUAUUAUACUGAAAACUGAAAUAUAUGCUACUUGUGAGUGUUGUAGAAACUAGGUUGGCUAGAAUAAGGCAAUGGGAUUUGAUUCAAUGGUAUAUAGACCAACAAAAUGAGGAAAAAACUUACAGUUCUAUGGAGAAGGUUAAAGCAGAACUUUCCAGACUCAAAGCUAUUAUAGAGUGUUUUGGCAACUUUGGUGAAGAACAAAGUUGUGCCUGAUCCAAGAUUCAAGAUUAAGAUUGCUUAAAGAUUCUGUUGUAGUUUGUAUUGGUUGCAGCUCCAAGAGCAGUAAAAAAAUCAAAGAGACAAAACUAGUGCAGAAAUUGUUAAACCAUACUAAUUGUUCAUGAAUAGAGUAAAAUUAUGUUAUUUAUGAAUUAUUUUUACCUUUAGUCUAGAUUGUAAAUCAUAAAUUGGAUAAAUUUGAUGUAUUUAGGAAUUUUCAAUAUUUUAAUUUUAUAUUUCUAUGUAAACAUUGUGAAUGUUUUUGGUAUUUAUUUGAAAAAAUUGAUCUAUGUUUAAUUCUUUUAUAUUUUGUGGAAAUAUAAUUAUUUAUGAAAAUUAAGUUUUAAUAGUGGUAAAUGUGAAAUUAGUAAAAAUCUAUAAUUAUAAAAUUAGGAACAACAACUAAUUUAGUGACCGAUUUAGAUUUUUAGUUCAGGAAUUAGCGACCGAUUUUAGAUUUUUAAAUCAGGUAUUGGAGACCGAUUUAGCGACCGAAAAGUUGGUUGCUAUUUAGCGACCGAUUUACUCAGCGACCGAUUUAGUGACGGGAAAUUUGGUCAGCAUUUAGCGACCGAUUAUGUUAGCAACCGAUUUAGCGACCAAUACAUUGUGGUGAAGGCCUGACGGCCUUGUUCAAAAAUCGAUCGCUGAAAUCGGUUGCUAAUGGUUAGCGACUGAAGUUGGUCGCUAUUUUCUAAUCAGCGACCAAGGUUUUAGCGACCACCAGAAUCGGUCGUUAAAUCGGUCGCUAUUCUUAUAAUUUCUUGUAGUGGGAUGUUGAAAAACUUUUUGCUAAAUGUAUUCCAUGUAAACAGGUUGAAUCUAAGUCAUUUUCACAUGGUUUGUAUACUUCCUUACUUAUUCCUGUGCAUUUAGGAUUGAUAUUUCUAUGGAUUUUGUUUUUGGUUUUUCUAAAAGUAGGAAAUGUGGAGAUAGCAUUUUUAUUGUGAUAGACAAGAUUAGUUAAAUGACUCAUUUUAUUACAUGCCAUAAAAUUGAUGAUGCAACAAGCAUUGCUGAUCUAUUCUUCAGAGAGGUUGCGCUUGCAAGGAGUUCUCUGAACUAUUGUAUUUGAUCGCGAUGUAAAAUUUGAGUUAUUUUUGGAAACUGUUAUGGAGUAAGUUGGAAACAAAAUUAUUAUACUCUACUAUUUGUCACAUCCUCAAACUAAUGGUCUAACUGAAGUGGUAAAUAAAACAUUAGGAACCUUGUUGCAUUUUCUUGUUGGUAAGAAUUUGAAAACUUGAAAACUUGAAAAGAUGGUUUAUUUUUUAUUGAGUUUGUUUAAAAUAGAACAAUCCAU